CUGGCUGGUUUAGAUUCGCUGGGUUUAAAUAGCAGCUGCAGGGGCGGCGGAAGAAGAAGAAGACAGGGCGGUGAUGGGUAUCAGAGACGAAGGUGGUCCUGGGAGCUCCCAUGGCGACGGCGAGGUGGCUAUUGAAAUUCCAGAUACUGUUCAUCAAGUCAGCAAUGAUUCAUGGUUUCAAGUUGGAGUUGUUCUAAGUACGGGAAUCAACAGUGCGUAUGCUCUAGGGUAUGCUGGAGCUAUUAUGGUCCCACUAGGUUGGGUAGGCGGUGUGGUUGGGUUGAUCCUAUCCACCGCCAUAUCAUUAUAUGCUAGUACGCUUAUAGCUAAGCUUCAUGAACUUGGAGGAAAGAGGCAUAUCAGAUAUAGAGACCUUGCAGGCUUUAUAUAUGGUCCAACUGCUUAUUCACUUAUUUGGGCAAUACAGUAUGCAAAUCUAUUCAUGGUUAACACUGGGUAUCUUAUUCUUGGUGGCCAGGCCUUAAAGGCCUUUUAUGUUCUCUUUAGAGACGACCAUGUGAUGAAGCUUCCUUACUUCAUUGUAAUAGCUGGAGUGGCAUGUCUCCUCUUUGCUAUUGCUAUACCUCAUUUAUCAGCACUUAGGAUCUGGCUUGGGGUUUCCGCUUUUCUUAGUUCAGUCUACCUUCUUGCCACAUUUGUGCUGUCUAUCAAAGAUGGUGUAAAUGCUCCUCCUAGAGACUAUAACAUCCUGGGAACAAAAAUAGGCAAAAUAUUUACAACUAUUGGUGCAGUUGGCAACCUAGUGUUUGCUUUUAAUACAGGAAUGAUUCCAGAGAUACAAGCUACUGUUAAAGAACCUGCGGUGAAGAACAUGAUCAAAGCACUUUCCUUUCAGUUCACAGUAGGAGUGAUGCCAAUGCUUGCUGUUACAUUCAUGGGGUAUUGGGCUUAUGGAUCCAGCUCAUCGUCCUAUUUGCUCAAUAACGUCCACGGCCCUGUUUGGUUAAUGGCAUUUGCUAACAUGUGUGCUUUCUUGCAAGCUAUCAUCUCUAUGCAUAUAUUUGCAAGCCCGACGUACGAAUAUUUGGACACAAAGUAUGGGAUGAAAGGAAGUGCGUUCAUGCCGCGCAACCUGGGAUUCAGAACUUUGGUCAGAGGCGGCUAUUUAGUCCUCACCACAUUCCUUGCAUCUCUACUGCCUUUCCUCGGGGACUUCAUGAGCCUUACCGGGGCCAUCAGUGUGUGCCCCAUCACAUUCAUUCUCGCAAACCACAUGUACAUGGUUGCUAAAAGAAGCCGGCUAUCUUCCUUGGAGAAGAGCUGGCAUUGGUUGAAUGUUGUCUUCUUUGGUUGCUUAUCUGCUGCUGCUUUUGUUGCUGCUAUAAGGUUGAUUGUAGUCGACUCUAAUACGUACCAUGUUUUCGCUGAUUUAUAGUUUUUCUUUCCUUUUAACAUUUUCUUUUGGGGUUAUCUUUUAACCUCGAGACAAAUGUAUUAUAAUCUGUAUAGACAGAAUAAUUUGCUUGACAAAAAAAUCAGUCAGAUGGUGAUGCUUUCUAGCAGAAUUUGUGAUACUUUCUUCAAUGGACACUCUAAAAAGCAUUGCAAAUAUUGUUAAAAGUGUUUGGACA
Messenger RNA from Cuscuta epithymum, 1592 nucleotides. The record is from the annotation of a GenBank genome assembly. Lineage: Eukaryota; Viridiplantae; Streptophyta; Magnoliopsida; Solanales; Convolvulaceae.